AUGCAGGGCGAGACACCAGCGCAGACCGUCAGCUCACUGGGCCAAGCGCUGCGCGCCGUGGGCGGGUUGACUAAGCCCAGCGGCCGAGGCUUAUUCAUGUUCCAGUGCCUGCUGGCGGGGAGCUCGACGGCGGCGAUCAUCGGCCUGUUCGGGGCGACGGUGCUGGGCUACGCCUGCACGGCCGGUGCGGUGGGGUUCCUGGGCGGCUCCUGCCUGGGCUUUCUCCUGGGCAGCAUCGGAUACUAUCGCACAUGCUGCCAUCAGAGCCUGAUCGCCUUCGUCAAGUACCCCGAGCUCAUGCGCCACCACAUCGACAUGGAUUUCGGCAUGCACGGCGUAGCGAAAGCCUCGCGGUUCCGGGGGGCAACGCUCCAGGGGAUGUUGGUUGCCGCGUGGCACUCGGCGGUGCCUGCUAUCGAGGAUAUUCAGAAUCAGGAGGAGGCUCGGCUGGUGGCUAAUCAGGAUGAAGGCCAAACAGGCAAGACAUAA
Molecule: messenger RNA, 489 nt
Organism: Aspergillus japonicus CBS 114.51
Lineage: Eukaryota; Fungi; Ascomycota; Eurotiomycetes; Eurotiales; Aspergillaceae
Exons: 4
Coding region: 1-489 (162 amino acids)
Source: RefSeq, a predicted model, not a curated record